AUGCGCAGCUUAGUUUAUCCUUUAUCACAAAAAGCGUAUCAUCGUCUAUCGGACGACCAUCUCUGGUUCUCGAUCUUUUCCCGACCACUAGCGAUACAUUUCGCUCGCGUUCAACAAUGCAUCUAUUGUUUCGUUCUAUUAUUCACCGUCAUGCUACUGAAUAUCUUAUACUAUCAGUACGAAGAUACCAGCAAUCAAGUCACUUCGUCAAGAAUAUUUUCCAUCGGGCCAUUUCAUUUCACCAAAGAGCAGAUCAUCAUUGGCAUUAUUAUCGAUGUACUGAUCUUUAUUCCGAGUACGUUACUGGUGACACUUUUUCGGCGCGUUCGACAACGUCAAACGACUGACCAUAUCUCAGUCGUUCUUGAGAUGAUCUUGAAAACAUCAAUAAACCAAGCAUUUGUUACCGAUACAGAAACUUCGACUUGUCAAGGAAAUCAUCGCAGCAAUAAAACGAAAGGAACAUUUCUUUUUCCAUGGUGGUGUUUAUUUAUUGCGUAUGGCUUUUCGUAUCUGUUGAUUGGUGUUUCUAUCCUGAUAAUCAUUGCACGAAGUAUCGAAUUCGGCGACGCCAAGAUUCAGAAAUGGCUAGCAUCAUUAACAAUUAAAUUUUUGUCAUCUGUUCAUCUCUCCCAGUCAGUUAAAGUGAGUUUUGAUGAUCGAGAGCAGGAAGAUGAAACAAAAGACUUCAUCGAUGAAAGCGAAGAUUUUUACUUGAACGGUGCUAGGAGCGAUAAUAAACAGCUACGCUUUAUCAAAAGCAAUGUUCUGACAGUGAAUGAGUCUCAAGCAAGAGUUCGUCAUUUAAGUAAAACGAAAGUAGCUAGAGCUCGAAGAAAUCGAUUACGCGAAAUUCGUGUGUGGUCUUCGUUUUAA
Messenger RNA from Adineta ricciae, 876 nucleotides. The record is from the annotation of a GenBank genome assembly. Lineage: Eukaryota; Metazoa; Rotifera; Eurotatoria; Adinetida; Adinetidae.